Molecule: messenger RNA, 4078 nt
Organism: Trachymyrmex cornetzi
Lineage: Eukaryota; Metazoa; Arthropoda; Insecta; Hymenoptera; Formicidae
Product: serine/threonine-protein phosphatase 4 regulatory subunit 4
Exons: 16
Coding region: 301-3927 (1208 amino acids)
Cellular component (GO): protein serine/threonine phosphatase complex; cytosol
Molecular function (GO): protein binding; protein phosphatase regulator activity
Source: RefSeq, a predicted model, not a curated record
GAGUACCGAGUGUCGAGGUAUCUAAUUACGGAUGGCACGGUCGCGAAUCGGAUGUGAUCGAUAGACGCGAAGAUCUGAUACCCGCCUCGCUCGCUGUUCAGUUGUCAUUCACGUUCUCGCGGGUUGCACGUGGCCGCUUUCUCCGCGCGCUCGCGUAUUGUGUCAUUUGUGUCAUGGGAGCGCGUACGCGCGUGCCAUUCGCGUGAGAGGUACAUACAUCCCCGACCCCCAACCGCGAUUGAUCGAUCCUGCCGCUCUCGCUGGCUGCGACGAAGUCGAUGAGUAAGAUGCGCCUCGAAAAUGCUGCAAGAGGGAGAUGAAACCCCAUACGAGAUCGCGUCCGAUCCGAAGGGAGAUGAGAUUCAGAAACUUAGUGUUAUACAAAAUCUACCAAGUCUUUUAGCUACUGAUACACAAUCAUGUAUGUCUCGAGUGGUACCUAAGAUGCAGCAGUCUCUGGCUACUGCAUCAACCGAGUUUCACAUAGCAGCAUCAUCCACAUUCAAAACAAUUUUAGAGCAGAAGCUUGUCAGCCAUAAUGUUUUUAGUCAGACAUUCCUUCAAAGCAUAUUAAAUUCUUUAGAGAGUCGUGAUCCAGUUAUCUGUCAUGCAUGGUUGGAGACCUUGCUAGAUGUGAUAGAAUUACUGCCGGUAGAAGUCAUAAGAACACAGAUUCUUCCAUUGACUAUAAGUAAAGGACAAUUGUCACAACCUAUCUACUCCAGGAUAACGUGCAGCAGGUUAUUGGGAAAGAUUUGUACAAGAUUUGAUUCUGCAAUGAUACAGAAGGAAGUUCUACCAACAGUGCACUCCCUUUGUCAGGAUGUAAACAGUGAAGUACGAGCUAGUAUUUGUUUGCAACUGCGUUUUGUUGCAGAAGGUCUCGGUGCUGAAUCUGUAAAACCUGCUUUGCUACCAUCUCUUGUAGAAUUGGCAAGUGACGAAGAAAGCAGUGUAAGAUACGCCUCUGUACAGACAAUAGUCUAUUUACUACCUCAUCUUCAGGAAGAUACAAUAAAAAAUAUAAUAGCCCCACUUGUUAAGAAGCUAUGUGAAAAUGCAACUAAAUCGAAUGAUAAUGUGAUAUGUGUAAUAGCACAAGAAAUGGGAAAACUUGUACUUGGCCUAGAAAAAUGUUUAUCAAUGUUAGAAAAAACAUGGUUUAUAAAAUACUUUCAACAACUCGCACAAUUGGGAAUACCAUCAUUGAAGAAAGAGAAAUCACAUUUUACAUUCAUUAGCAGCAAUCCUACACAGGAUGAACGAUAUGUUGAAUGUAGAAGGCAUUGUGCAUUUAAUUUGCCAGCAAUGUUCAUUUUCGUAUCGAGCUCUCCAGAAGAUAUAAAUGCGAUACUUACAACAUUUAAUGCAUUAGCAAGUGAUCAUUAUUUUAUGGUUCGGAAAACAGUUGCGUGUGGGAUUCAUGAAGUGGCAAAGGUUCUAGGGCCAAAAAGCGUACGGAUAAAGGGAAAUUUAAUAAAAUUGCUAAAAGAUGAUUUCGAGGAAGUGCUUCAAGGUUUAAUUCCUCAUAUAGGAUUAACGCUAGAAUGUUUAGUUGAAAGUCAAACUAUUGGAACAGAUAAAAUGGAUUCUUCUUUGAUGGAAAUAGGUAAAGCAUUAUUAAAGUGUGAAGCUGAAGUUACAGGCACACACAAUUGGAGACUAGCAUCAUUAAUGCAUACGCAGCUAGAAAUUUUACCUAAAUGUUUUCCCAGUGAUUUUAUAUACUCAUAUUUUAUUCCAAUGGCUUUCUCCAGAAUUUUACAUGCACGACCAAUACCAGUACGUCUUGCCGCAGGAACACUUUUUCUUCUCCUUCUACGAUAUAAUAUGAAACCUAUACAAAGAGCAGAACUGCGUAGUAGAAUCUUUACAGAUUUAGCUAAUAAUUCUGACUGUUACGUGAGAAUGAUGUUCGUUCGUAUGAUGGUCGAAGCAUUGGAAAUCUUUUCUUCUACAUAUUUUAAGGAGCAUUUUUUCAAUGUUUUAUUGAAUCUGGCUGAAGAUCCGGUAGCUAAUAUAAGAAUGAAAGUAGUAUCCUUAUUGCCACAGUUAAAAAAUCAAUUGUGGAUGCCAACCGAUAAGAAAUUGUUAACAUCAUUGGAGACGGUUGUGAGACAUUUGGUAAACAAUGAAAAGGAUAGAGACGUACUAUUUAUUUUAAAAAGUGUUAUACAGAAGUUGGAUGAAAUGGAUGUCAAAUACGAAGGUCAAAGUUCAACAACGAAACUUAUUAGACAAGAUGUGGAAGAUGCCAAAAAGUUGGAAGAAGAAAAAAAGUUGUCGGGCAUAGGUGCAGGAAAAUCAACUGGCGGAACUGCAGUAAAGAAAGGUUGGACAAGAGCAGGAACUGAUAGUUCUACAAGAGGAUCAUCACAGUCUAAAGGUGAGCACUUAAUGAAGAAUACGGAAGAAUUAUAUGAAACAAAAUCGUUACUAAUUAAAUAUGGAAUUCCAUCCUCGCGUCAAGUAAUUGAAAGCUUAAAAACGAGAAUUCAACUAACACAUCCAUGGGAAAAAAUAGGGCAUUUCAACUCACAUACUAAUUCAUCGCAUUUUAACUUUGUGAAUGGAUCAUCUAAUGAUUAUAUUACGCCUAAACCACAAUGUAACUGCUCCAAGUUAACAGUAUUCCAGGCUCUCUUGACAUUGCCGGAUGCUUGUGAACAAGAAUACGAAAGUGACUCUCAAUGCCGUUCGUAUUACGAUACUGACAACGAUCACACAAACUUUAGAAAGCAUUCAGUCCAAACAAACGAAUAUAGUCCUUCCACCUUUACAAAAUCUUUUUUUCUGUCGCUUGUAAGAGAUAAUAAACAAGAGCCGCAGCAGCAUUCUCUACUAACACGGGAUUAUUCGCAUGAAUUUUCUACUAACAUCAGUGGCAAUGAUAGAGCACCGAACUUUGCCGCUUUAAAAGCAUUAACAAACGCAGCUCACUUUAAUUCCUGUUGGGCUUUUAGUUCCAUGCCAGAAAUAUCCAUGAUGCAGUCAGACGAUGAAUUCUUGGUAGACACGGGUAUCAGGAUACCCACUCAAUUCUCCAUUUCUCAAAGUACAUCAAAAAUUCCUCAUUUGCAAGAUUUUAUCGCUACAAGGAGGCAAUUAAAUACUACUAUUCGGCCUAGACGAAGCAGUAUGAAUUUCGAUAAAGGAAAGUUUAAGAGACAUUCCUCCGUUGAAUACGAAGAUUGCAUGAAACGUAGGACAAGUGAGAGUGAAUCAUCGAGAAGUACAUCGAUUUCAAUAGACUACGAAGAGGGCUUGCGACAACAUAACAUGGUGAAGGAGAAUUUGAGCGAUCAACACUUGUCUAAGACAGAUGCUAGGACUAAAAGAUAUUCCGCCCCACAGGGAAGAACUAGAUUUGGGUGGGAUGCUAACCAAGAGCGAUCUUUAGACGAGAAAUUUAAAAGAAAUUCUUUGAUACUGGAUAAAGAAAAGUUAAAAUUUACUAACUCUAAAUGCACUUUGGAUCGAACCAAACGGCAUUCCACUAAUUUCAGUUUAAAGUUCCCUGAUACUAAAGAAACGAAGCAGCUUGUAAAACGUCAUAGUCUAGAGGAUCAUACCACGGUACGUCGUGCUGUAAAAGGAUAUUUUUCAACUUUGGACGUGAAUCAUAAUCAGGGUCUUAGUAAAAUUCCCUUGAGAAAUGUUGAAUCUCGUAGCAGGACCGCACCUGCCACCAGAGCAUCUAGCCCUGUACAUGUAGAAACACGAUUGAGAUUUGACAUUGAGAAUUGUGAUGAUUCUCAAAGUUCUGCUAAUGACAGACAUUUGAAUAGGUUUAGCUCGAGUGAUGAAGAGGUCGACAAAUUAUGUAGAAUGCUAUUACAUUCUCAAACGGCACAGAGUAGUACAGGAAUAACACCAAGAAGUAGUAGGGAGAGAUAUCCUGUUCACCUGUUGAUGAAAAAGCUAUGAAAUGUAUAAUUCUGUUACACAAUUUUUAUGACUCUUCCGCAACUAUUUUAAUAUUUAGUGAUCAUAUAAUGAGCUUUCUAUACAGCUUUACAUUUAAUUAAAAGGUUUAAAUAUGAAGUUUACCGAGAUCUAAUUCAAAAUUAUACGUAAC